Molecule: messenger RNA, 729 nt
Organism: Xiphias gladius (swordfish)
Lineage: Eukaryota; Metazoa; Chordata; Actinopteri; Istiophoriformes; Xiphiidae
Gene: gins1
Product: GINS complex subunit 1 (Psf1 homolog)
Exons: 7
Coding region: 33-623 (196 amino acids)
Biological process (GO): DNA strand elongation involved in mitotic DNA replication; DNA replication
Cellular component (GO): GINS complex
Source: RefSeq, a predicted model, not a curated record
CACGGGGCGUGUUUGCGUUUUACGGCCCCGGGAUGUUUUGCGAGAAAGCCAUCGAGUUGAUAAGAGAACUUCAUCGGAUGAGGGACGGGCAACUGCCCGCUUUCAACGAGGAUGGACUGCGGCAGGUUCUGCAGGAGAUGGAGGCCCUGUACGACCAGAACCAGAGCGACGUUAACGAGGCGAAGUCGGAGGGUCGGGCCGAGCUGAUUCCCUCCAUCAAGCUGCGCCACUGCUGCCUGCUGAGGAACCAGCGCUGCCUCGUCGCUUACCUGUACGACCGUCUGCUGAGGAUCCGAGCUCUGCGGUGGGAGUACGGCAGCGUGCUGCCCGCCAACGUCCGCUUCCACAUGUGUGCGGAGGAGCUGCAGUGGUUCGGUCAGUAUAAAAAGUCUCUGGCCUCCUUCAUGCGUUCUCUGGGCGGAGGCGAAGGUCUGGACAUCACUCAGGACAUGAAGCCUCCCAAGAGUCUUUACAUCGAGGUGAGGUGUUUAAAGGACCACGGAGAGUUCGAGAUCGACGACGGGACGGUGAUCCUGCUGAAGAAGAACAGUCAGCACUUCCUGCCGCGGUGGAAAUGUGAGCAGCUGAUUCGUCAGGGCGUCCUGGAGCACGUCGUGUCCUGAGGCGAGAGGGGGACCGAGCGACGAGCCCCAGGGACCCCCGCCCCGGGACUGACCGUGUACACCCGCCUGAGGAUUAUUUUCUGAUGAGAAAUAAAACAUUCUUUGC